AGCAACAAAUGCAGGAACCAUCAUUUGCAGCGGGUACAAGUGAGAACUUGUUCUCCUCGAGAUAAUUCCCUUCGAUGGAUCCCAGCCCCAAAUUCAAGACCAAGCACAACAGAAGUGCCGCCAAGCAGACCUCAUGGUUACAUCUGGUGGCUGGUGUCAACACUGCUCUCCGGAGGAAUCGUAUCUACCUACCUCACCCUCGGCGACGGCUCUGCUUGCGUCCUCCAUUGAUAAACCAUUCUAACCUGCUUGUUCAUGCCUGCCCGCCAUCAUAUUUUAGUCAUUCGCUGAGUCAGAUGCCGCUCAGCAAUGCAAUAUGUACAGAUAGAGAAGCAACAUGAUAGCUCGGGUCCUCCUCUGUCGCCGGGGCAUGCAUUUCGCUUCCAGCACCCUUCUGAGCACCGCAGAACAUGAGACCAUGCCCGAUGUCGCACGAUUUUCCGUAUAUAUAUACCAUGCAGCACGAAAAGCAAUAAAGCUCCGCCCAGGCUGUUUGAGCCCAGAUCCGCGAAGCAAGGAGACCAUGUCUCGAUGGGCGGAUAGCAGGGAAUUGUGCAUCCGGGCUCGGCCUCUCCCGAGAUAUUCUUGGGACCAACAACGGUCUGGACCCCUGGUUCUGGCGGUGUGCUUUGCUUUUGCAAACAUUCCGGGACGAUUGGAAAAGAAAAUUCUACGGGCGCCCUUCAGUCGCGCACGGUUUCUGCGCACAAGGAAGUGGCACGAGUCCGGCUGCCCGGCUCCCAAGCCCAUGGACCAAUUGAUACACAAUGCAGGGUGUGCACGUGGACGACUAUCUCCAGCGACUGAUGAGGCUCAGGCUGGUCAUGGUACCAGCAAACAUUAUCAUGGGUGAGGUGCAGAAUCCGAAAGCUUCCCCGGCAGCGCGAGUGGCUCGGACAGGGGAACGACAAGGUUUCCGUCCCUGGCCUGCAUCGCAUCCAAUAAUGAUAGGAAGCAU
Microdochium trichocladiopsis is the source of this 958-nucleotide messenger RNA. RefSeq lists its product as uncharacterized. Bases 338 to 853 code for a protein of 171 amino acids. NCBI's taxonomy places the organism in Eukaryota, Fungi, Ascomycota, Sordariomycetes, Xylariales, Microdochiaceae. The record is from RefSeq and is a predicted model, not a curated record. The transcript has a single exon.